This is a messenger RNA of Acanthochromis polyacanthus (spiny chromis), 1038 nucleotides long. RefSeq lists its product as uncharacterized. Bases 1 to 1038 code for a protein of 345 amino acids. The record is from RefSeq and is a predicted model, not a curated record. NCBI's taxonomy places the organism in Eukaryota, Metazoa, Chordata, Actinopteri, Pomacentridae. The transcript is spliced from 4 exons.
AUGAGUCACAUGACAUGUUUAAGGUCCUCAGAAAACCUGGAUAACAGCAAAGGUUUAUCAGGUUUAGUUAAUCCAGCUAAAGAAAACCUGGAUAACAGCAAAGGUUUAUCAGGUUUAGUUAAUCUGUCUAAAGAAAACCUGGAUAACAGCAAAGGUUUAUCAGGUUUAGUUAAUCUGUCUAAAGAAAACCUGGAUAACAGCAAAGGUUUAUCAGGUUUAGUUAAUCUGUCUAAAGAAAACCUGGAUAACAGCAAAGGUUUAUCAGGUUUAGUUAAUCUGUCUAAAGAAAACCUGGAUAACAGCAAAGGUUUAUCAGGUUUAGUUAAUCUGUCUAAAGAAAACCUGGAUAACAGCAAAGGUUUAUCAGGUUUAGUUAAUCUGUCUAAAGAAAACCUGGAUAACAGCAAAGGUUUAUCAGGUUUAGUUAAUCCAGCUAAAGAAAACCUGGAUAACAGCAAAGGUUUACCAGGUUUAGUUAAUCUGUCUAAAGAAAACCUGGAUAACAGCAAAGGUUUAUCAGGUUUAGUUAAUCUGUCUAAAGAAAACCUGGAUAACAGCAAAGGUUUACCAGGUUUAGUUAAUCUGUCUAAAGAAAACCUGGAUAACAGCAAAGGUUUAUCAGGUUUAGUUAAUCCAGCUAAAGAAAACCUGGAUAACAGCAAAGGUUUAUCAGGUUUAGUUAAUCUGUCUAAAGAAAACCUGGAUAACAGCAAAGGUUUAUCAGGUUUAGUUAAUCUGUCUAAAGAAAACCUGGAUAACAGCAAAGGUUUAUCAGGUUUAGUUAAUCUGUCUAAAGAAAACCUGGAUAACAGCAAAGGUUUACCAGGUUUAGUUAAUCUGUCUAAAGAAAACCUGGAUAACAGCAAAGGUUUAUCAGGUUUAGUUAAUCUGUCUAAAGAAAACCUGGAUAACAGCAAAGGUUUAUCAGGUUUAGUUAAUCUGUCUAAAGAAAACCUGGAUAACAGCAAAGGUUUAUCAGGUUUAGUUAAUCCAACUAACUCAGAAAGCCUGGAUGUUAAACCUGGAACCAAACGAUGA